AUGACAUUAUCACGUGUCAUUUAUGUCCCUCCCUGUCACUUACUUUCUUUCUUUCUUUCUAUUGUCCUUCCGUUUUUCUUUCUUUCUUUUUUGCUUUCUUUCGCCCUUCCUUCGUUUCGUUCUUUCUGUUUUCCUUCCUUUCUUCCGUUUUUCUUUCUUUUUUCUUUCUUUCUUUUUCUUUCUUUCUUUCUUUUGCUUCCUUCUUUCUUUUUCUUUCUUUCUUUCUUUCUUUUGCUUCCCUCUUUCUUUCUUCUUUCUUUCUUCCUUCCUUUCUUUCUCCAUUUGUUCUGUUCUUUCUUAUUUCCUUCCUUCCGUUUUUCUUCUUUCUUUCUUUCUUUCUUUUGCUUCCGUGCUUCCUUGCUUCCAUUUUCCAUUUUUUCUUCUUUCUAUCUUUCGUCCUUCCUUCCGUUUUUCUUUCUUUCUUUCUUUUGCUCCCUUCCUUCCUUCCUUCUUUCUGUUUUUCUUUCUUUUUUCUUUCUUUCCUUUUUCCUUCCUUCCUUUCCACGGAAAAAAGGCUGGGAAGCAGGGUUAGUUAGGGAGUUAUUUCUUGUUUUAAUGAAGAUUUUCCUUCUAUCAUUUCAUUUUUUCGAUGAAUAUUUUCCUUCUUUUUCUUCAUUUCUUUUUCUUUAUUUCUUUUUCUUUAUUUCUUUCCUUGUCUCUUUAGUUCACUCUCUUUUUUGUUCUUCUUACUUCCUUUCAUCUUUUUUCUUUCUUUUUUCUUUCUUUCAUUCUUUCUUCCAUUUUAUCUUUCUCUCUUUCUUUUUUUCUUUCUUUCAUUCUUCCUUUUUCGGAUGA
Messenger RNA from Acanthosepion pharaonis, 795 nucleotides. Lineage: Eukaryota; Metazoa; Mollusca; Cephalopoda; Sepiida; Sepiidae. The record is from the annotation of a GenBank genome assembly.